GCGAGGGUCCUGAACCUUCUUAAAGAUUGCUUCUUUAUCCGCGACCCACUAGCCCUGAAGCUGCUUGGCAACUUUGAAGCAUUUACACUUGACGCUAACGACUUAGGCUUACUUUUCUCCGAGGAUUACUAUGAGCAUGGAAUCCGAAUAAAUUUUAAACUUCCACCGAUAGACAUUCCACCUUCAGCCAAGGCCUCUCCUUAUGUAGAUUCGCAGGGUAUCUUUCAUUGGCCCCUGCUAUUUAUGUAUCCUGAAUAUGGCCAGACUGAUUUCUUUCGUGAUGUGCCUGAAACCUCAAGUGUGGAUUCUUGCCUUUCUGAGGCUUUCGAGCCAUCCCAACCACCUUCGUGGGAUCAAGGGCUCAAAUACAACUUCGCCGAUGGUAAUCUAGAGCAAUUUUUGUGA
This is a messenger RNA of Protopolystoma xenopodis, 405 nucleotides long. The record is from the annotation of a GenBank genome assembly. NCBI's taxonomy places the organism in Eukaryota, Metazoa, Platyhelminthes, Monogenea, Polystomatidea, Polystomatidae.